AUGUCAGCUUCAAUAAAUAAUGAACAUAAAGAAAACGAUCUUGAUCAAAGUAUAAACUAUGAUGAAAUUGAACAAUGCAUUUCUAAUGAAGAUGAAACUCAUGAAAUUAAUACAGAAAGUAGAAUAACAAUUAAUUCAUUAAAAUCAUCUGAUGAAAGACUAGUAUCACAACAACAGCAGCGUUCAUCAUCUUGUAUUACAAAAGUACAGAAUCUUAAUCUUUCUCUAGAAAAAUCUUCAGCAAAUAUUGAAGAAAAUUCUGAAAAUGACAAUAAUAAUAAAUCAAAAAUAUCUAUAUUAAGUGUUAAAACAUCAAAUAUACCUGGUCCAGUUGGUCUCUUACCAAUAUUAAAAACUAAUGACGACUUACGACGUUUAAAAGAAGAUAAAACGGCUCGUGAUACAUUGCUUACCAAUGAAGAGAAUAUUAACGUUAAACGACCUAAAACAUCAUCUGAUCUUUUUAGUUUGAAUAUUAACAAUUAUCCAUCAUAUACAAUAGCUCUUAGACAAUUACAAGAAUCAUUCAGUUGUGAACCAAUCAGUAUUCAUACAGCACUUGUUAAAGCUCGUCUUGGUAUUAAAAAACGUAUUCCACUUAUGUGUGCAGCUGUAACACAUUAUGAUCGACAAGAAAAUACUAUUCUAUUAGAUAAAUCAGCUCAUAUUCGAGCAACAUUCAUCGGUGACGAUGAAGUAUUAGAUAAUUUUAAUAUUCGUGUUGGUCAUACGCUUGUAUUACGAAAUGUAGCAGUAUUUACAUCAACUCGUCAUAGACAUCAUUAUGUUAAUAUUCAUUUACAAAAUAUAAUAGCUAUACAAGAUCCAUUAAGUGAUUUAUUUAGUAUGCCAUCCAUGAGUCAAGAACAUCAACAACAAAAAAUGCCAAAAUCAAUAUUACAUUCAAUUGAAAAUGAAAUAUCAGCAUACGCAGAUUCAUCAAAAACAAAUAAUGAAACUUUUCAUAUAUUUUCACAAUUUGAUCAUGAUGAUGAUGAACAACCACCAUUAAAAAAACUUAAUACAAGUUUUAAAUCAUCAAAUAAUUCAGCUUUUAAUCAUAUUAAACCAAAUGUAAAAUCAUCAUGUGCAAAUAAAUUUAAAGAAACUAUUGUUGAAAAACCACAAUCAGCUUUCAAACCUUCCAUUCAACCACAAACUACAUCAACAUCAACUGUAAAUAAACUUGCAUCCACGACAGUUACUAUUACUCCACCAUCAUCAACAACCGAAAUCAAUCUUCUUCAAAUGAUUGAGAAACCACUUGAUAUUGAUAUUAAUCCAGAAGGUAAUCUUUCAUGA
Molecule: messenger RNA, 1302 nt
Organism: Rotaria sp. Silwood1
Lineage: Eukaryota; Metazoa; Rotifera; Eurotatoria; Philodinida; Philodinidae
Source: the annotation of a GenBank genome assembly